Molecule: messenger RNA, 16786 nt
Organism: Epinephelus lanceolatus (giant grouper)
Lineage: Eukaryota; Metazoa; Chordata; Actinopteri; Perciformes; Serranidae
Gene: pkd1a
Product: polycystic kidney disease 1a
Biological process (GO): calcium ion transport
Cellular component (GO): plasma membrane
Molecular function (GO): monoatomic cation channel activity; protein binding
Source: RefSeq, a predicted model, not a curated record
UUUUACAGAAGAAGGGGAUCCGAUCAGAAGAAAAGAGGAAACGCAGGGGGGAGAUAACGGUGUCAAAAAGUUCAUCCCUUCUUCUUUAUUUGUCUCCUCACAUGAGAGCCGUGAAAAGGGACGCGUUUGUUUGCCUUUGUCCUGUGUAUUUAGUUCCUUCCCAGACUGAGAGGACUUACACCAUCAGAGGCGAUGAGAUGUGAGUGAGCUAUGCCUUGUGGAAAUGGACAGACUUUAUCCAAGCGAAAACAUGGCGUCUGCGUCCCGAGGUUUAGCUUCUUUUCCAGUCUGCUUGUGGCGCUCUGCUGCCUGGAGGCAUGGGGCUCCGGGCCGCAGGGGGACGGCGGCGGCAGGACUUGCAGCCCCUGUCCCGUUAACUGCAGCUGCGCGCCGGCGGGGCCCCAGCCGUCCUGCGUCGUCAACUGCUCCAACAUCGGGCUGGAGAGGGCCCCAGCAGCGGCGGACAUCCCGCUGGCCACCAGUGUGCUAGAUCUUUCCAAGAACCACAUCUCCUCCCUUGAUACCAGCCUGCAAGAUCGUCUCACUGGUCUCCGAGAGCUGUAUCUUCAAGGGAACAGGAUCAAUAUUCUCCCCAGAGGAUUGUUCUGCUCUGGGCCGCUGUCAAUCCUCGACUUGAGUAACAACAAAAUCACCACCAUAGAAGACAGAUGUGACAACCUGCGCAACUUAACUCAAAUUGACCUGAGCAGUAACCCCUUUGAGUGUGACUGUAAGCUGUUCCGGCUGGUCCGCUGGCUUAAGGGAAAUGGGGUGAGAGUUCGACGCCCAGACGCCAUGCUCUGCAACCACCCUCCUGAGCUGCGCAACCAACCUCUGCUCAACAUCAGCCAGCUCACCUGUGGUCGGACCUAUGCAGCUUGUCUGGAGGACAGCAGCAGUGGAGGAGGAGGACUGAGCGAGCUUGUUAUCUUCUCUUCCUCCACACCCGGAAACUUCACACGUGAGCAGUGUAACAGCGUGUGUUUUGCUGCGUCACACCGCUAUGGGGGCUUGGGAACUAGCCACGAGUGCCUCUGCAGCACAAACUCAGAGCCGAACCUCAUCAGCGAAUCUCAGUGUUCUGCUGCCUGUACAAACCCCCAUGUUAUGAAGGAGUGUGAUUGGACUCUGGCUGAUGACGUGUUUGUGGUGGACUUCACGGUCUCACUGAAGCCUCUCCCACUGCAAAGUGUCCACGAUCGCAUCAGUUUCUCCGCUGUGUCCUCUGUCACUCCGGUGACACUGUCCUGGGACUUUGGUGACCUUUCAUCUCGGGUCAACACUACAGGAACAGGGGUCACCACAGCAACUCACAAAUACGGACUUCCGGGACACUACGCGGUCAGUUUGAUGGCCUGGGCUGGACACAAGGAGUUCUCAGCACGCGGAGACGUGACCGUGACACUUCCUCCCAAGCUGGAGCUGCAUUGUCCAGCUCUUGCUGUAGCCAAUAAGAGCCUAGAGUUCACACUCAUCAGCUGGGGUGCUGUAGGCGUGGAUGUAGACUGGAACAUUUCAAAGGAUGGGGUCCAAGUUGCCAAAGCCUCCCCUUACUGUCCAAAGGACGGGGUGUACCACGCCGACUCCUCACGCUGUUUCCAGAUCGUUCCUGGGGAGUUGAGUUGGACAGAUGCUCGACAGCAGUGUUUAGAUCGCAGCGGGGAUCUGGCAAUAGUCAGGAGUGACGCGCUGCGUAACCUGCUGGCACCCAGAGUCACACAGGAGCGAGGCGUGUGGCUGGGCUUGAGUGAUGUCGACUCUCCAGGCAAGCUGCGCUGGGUGAACGGCUCAGAGGCACAGGAGGGAGAGGAAGGCCCGCCGCCUCGGUCCCCGAUCUCCCGUGGAAAUGUGUGCGUGUCUCUCGAUCAGCGCGCUCAGACCAGUUCACACCCAUGCAAUGCCAAGCGGGCCUAUGUCUGCCAGUACAGCCCCCAAGUGCGUGUUCCAGAUGCAGGGAUUUACACUGCGGGCAUGGCUGUGUUUCCAUCCCAUAAUCAUUUGCACCGUGCCCCGAUCUCUCAGCUGUCUGCCCCACAACCUUCUAGCGGCGGCAUAGAGGUGCUGUUGUUCCCAGCUCUGAGCUUUGUUCAGGCAGGUCGUCUGUCCUCCCUAGAGUUUGUCACUCAAGAGCUCAGCUCACAAAUCCACGUCCGAUUCCAGACCUACAGACCUCACUGUCAUUAUCCCGACCUGCACCUGCUGCUGCCUGGUUGUGGAGGUCCAGCGUGUGCCCCAGUGGCUGUUUGUGUCCCCAAUGACACCAGGAGCGAUGAUCCACCCUCUUGUCCCCGACUAGAGCAGUGGUGUCCCUUCCAACACCAGUGCCUUCCUCUCUCUAGUCCCUGCCAGGCAUCUUCCUGUCCUAACUGCACCCAGGCUCACCGCCUGCCCUCUGGGGCACUGAGGCCCAGAUACACCCUGCAGAAUGAGGUGGUCUUCACUCUACCAGCAGGUCCAGCUGCACACAUACUGGUACAAGAAAUACUGGAGGACCUCCUGGUUUCCCGUGGCGAUGUCAUUGCCCUGCAGCAUGAUGCUGGCCCCGCUUCCCUCCUCCGCUGCCAGUCUUCCCCACACUCACCUUGGCGACAACCUGUCUUAGCCCUCAACCAGUCGGAGUGGUUCUGGAUCAACAGCACCGGACAGGCAACUGACACCUCAGCUGACCAUGACGCUGAUCCUCUGCCUGACCCGGAGCUUGAUGUGAAGGCGCUGGUGGAGGAUGGUGAGGGAAGCUGGCUGGAGGAUGUAGCUUGCCCCAUCAGAGUGCUCUAUGUGGGACACAGUCAGACUCAGCUGCAGGGAGCUCAGCUGUCUGCUGGUCUUCCCCAGCCUGGACUCUACAGCCUCCUGGUGACUUCAGCUGAGCCAUCAUACCCAGCUUCAGCAUCAUGCCCAUUGCGAGUGGUGCCUCCUCUGGGCUUGACGAUCCUCCACCCCCCUCCCCAAAAUGGCACCCUCUACCUGCAGCCUAAUGACACCCAGCUACUGCUCCGCGUCCAGUCUCGCUACUUGACAAAGGCCUCUUGGCGUGGCAGUAAUCACAGUGUGACCUUCCAGCCUGACUGUCCGGAGGAGUUCUCUUCCAACCCAGGGCUCUGUCAGCCCGGGCCAAGCUCAGGGUCAGGGGUCGAGGUUGCAGAGCCCAGCCUGUAUGCGAUGAUGGAUCUGAGCCUGCAAACAGAGGAGCAGAGGAGUCCAGUGCAGCUGGAGCUGGAGGCCAGUAAUAAUGUGACGGAGGCCAGCCUGUCUGUGGUUGUUCACCUGGAAGAGCCGCUCAGAGGACUUAUGGUGAAGCCGCACCCUGCACACAGGGUGCUGAUGGAGUCAGUGGUGAGCUACACAGCAUCAGUGCUCGAAGGCACCAGUCCCACAUUUAAAUGGACAGUGGAUGACAAGCCGUACUUCACCUAUUACAACACUGUCCUCAACGUCAUCUACCAGCAUGCUGCUGUCUACAAACUCACAGUGACAGCCAUGAACCAUGUCAGCAGCCUCACAGAGCACUUCAACGUGAGUGUGGACCGGCUGCAGCCCAUGGCCAACCUUACAGUAAAGGGUGUGCCAGAUGUGGUCCCUCAGGGCUCCACUCAGACUCUCACCACCUCUGUGCUCGUCGACAUGUCUGUGGCUGCCACCUUCCGAUGGUCUUUUGGUGACGGCGGAUAUAAGGAAUUUGAAUACAAGCCUCCCUACGCCCCUUCCCUCCUCUUCCCAGACUCCCCCAAUCAGGUCCUUCUAAGCAACAACGUCACCUAUAUUUACUCUCAGCCAGGAAUAUACACAGCGCUGGUGUCAGUGUCCAAUCGAUAUGAGAACAUCAGCCAGAGCAUCAACAUGAGCGUCUACAGCAUCCUGACACGCGUUGACAUACAAACAGAACCACAGCUCCUCCUCAAGGGCAAAUCAGCUGAUUUUGAGGCUCACCCCCUGCCGUCACCCUAUGGCAUUCACUAUGAUUGGCACUUUGGAGAUGGCUCAGCCCUGCUACAAGGUCGCCGCGUGGUACACACCUAUGCACAGAGUGGUGUCUUUAAUGUCUGUGUAUCGGUAAACAACACCAUCAGCUCUAUGGAGGCUUGUGCCGAGAUGUUUGUAUAUGAGGAAAUUGAAGAUUUAACAGCUGGAAGCUCCUCUCCCACAGAGCUGCACAGUCCUACGACAGUAUGGGCACGGCUUGCCUCAGGCAAUAACAUCACAUGGACAUUCUCCAUGGGAGAUGGGACCAUCAACAUAACCUCCGAACCUCAAGUGUCACACAGAUAUGUCAAAGAGGGCAACUACACAGUGAAUGUGACGGCCUCGAAUGCUGUGAGCUCUGGCUGGACAAUCCUCCCAGUGCAGGUGUUUGUCUUUCAAGUUGUGAGGAUGGAGCCGUCCGGGUGUGUCCAAGAGCGGACCCCUGUCAACUUUCAUGCCUGGGUGUCUGGUAAUGCAUCGGCUCAUCUUUAUGAAUGGUGCUUCGGGGAUGGAAGGACCAAUGAAACACACCACGGCAACCCCAGAGUGUCGCACACUUACUCGAUAAGCGGCAAUUAUCACCUGUCUCUGCUGCUUUCCAGUGGUGUGAACAAAGCCCCCAAGGCCAACUUCUUCAAGUUGGUGUGUGUGCAACCAGCUUUAACCAACAUCAGCCUCACCCUUGAGAAAUCACACUACGCUGUUGGGGAGGAGAUCCGGUUCCAGGCCAGAGCUGAGCCACAAUUUAACUACAGCUAUCAGUGGGACUUUGGUAGAGAGGAACACCUUGUGCCCAUCAGUGGUUCUGGGAAUAUCGUGACAACAUUUAAAAACCCAGGUCAUUACAAUGUGACAGUCACUGUCUUCAAUAACAUCUCCACCAGCAACACCAGUGUUGCGAUUGAGGUUUUUAUACCAGUAGGUCCGAUUGUUAUUCAACAUAAUGGCACUAAAUACAACAACCUGACCCUCAGAGCACCGUACACUUUCACAACAUCUUCCACGGCUUCCGAUGCCACUUACAUCUGGAACUUUGGAGAUGGAAAUGUGCUUACUGGCCAGAAUAUCCUCCACACCUACAACACUUCUGGAAACUACAAUAUCACACUGACAGCAGCCAACACAGUUAGCAGGAAUCACACCUCUUUACCUGUCGCUGUGCUUGCACCAAUCAGUGGACUGACCGUCAAUGCCAGCUUGGUAAAUGUCCCCCUCAAUGCCUCAGUCCACUUUGAGGCCCAUAUGGACGAGGGAGAUGAUGUCCGGUACUCUUGGAUCUUGUGUGACCGCUGCACUCCAAUUCCAAGGACCAACACCAUGUUUUACACCUUCCGCUCAGUCGGCACUUUUAACAUCAUUGUGACAGCAGAGAACGACGUGGGGACGGCACAAGCCAGUAUCUUCCUGUAUGUCCAGCGGGAGCUGGAGGGGCUGCAGAUUUUAACAGAGGAGGACAUCGGAGGAGGUGAAGGCACAGCAUUGGACAGUUGCUGCUUUGCUACAAAUCGUGUUCUCCACCUUCAUGCAGGAUUAAAGGAAGGAACAAACAUGACGUUCACAUGGAACCUUAUCAAAGAGCCAGACAACCUCAGCUCAAGCUACAACAUGAGCGGGAAGACGGUGCCAGUGAAUUAUUCCAUUCCAGGCCCAUGUGACAUCUCUCUCCGGGCAGCCAACCUCCUGGGCCAGCUGUCCGUCAAUAAAACCAUCCUCUUCCUGGAACCAGCUGGAGGGGUGUACCUGCAGAUCAGCAACAACCCAGUUGCAGUCAAUGCUUCAACUAACCUGACAGUAUUAAGUGCUGAAGGUACGAACCUGCAGUACCGCUGGUCUGUGAAUGAGGAUGUUCUGCCGUGGACAGAGCCCUGGAAGACUCACACCUUCAUCAGUCCUGGCCUAAAGCUGGUUACUGUGGAGGUCUUCAAUCAAGUUAGCUCAGAGGUUGUUUCAGAGAUUGUCAGUGUCCAGGAAGUCAUUUCUGGGCUAAAUUUCACAGCUACCAAUGUAACAGAGCAGGGUUACGUAGCAACAGGCGUCGUUGUCUCACUCCAGGGGGAGGCACUGAGAGGCACCAAUGUGACGUGGACAUGGCUGUUUAAAGGAAGAACAGAAACAGGAAGGAAAACUUCUUUGAUUUUCCAGGAGCCGAAAACAGCCGUCGUUACUCUGAAUGCGACCAAUGACAUCAGCGGUCAAGUGCUUUCCAGAGAGUUCUUUGUUCAGGACAAGAUUCAGGGUUUAGAACUGAGGGCAAGUCAGAAGAUUGCAGCAGUCGGCGAGAAGGUGGAGUUCACCAUAACUAUGGCAGCGGGCUCGGACGUUCACCUCAUACUCAGCAUCAGUGGAGAUGCCACUGUCAUACCUGAACUCAACCAUACCUACAUCCACACAUUCAGCAGGGUGGAUACGUACAUGGUGAAUCUCACUGCUCACAACCAGGUGAGUUUCAAGAGGCGACACCUCCAGGUGGAGGUGAUGGAGCCAGUGCGUGGACUCUCCAUCAAUGGAACCAGCGCAGCAAUCCCUGUAGGCGUGAAGCGAUUGUUCGUAGCCAACAUCGUGACGGGCAAACCUGUUCAUUUCCUGUGGACUUUUGAUCUGCACCACUCCCACAAGGCGCCGCAUAUGGGCAAAGAGGUUUUCUACACGCCAGAAGAACCGGGUUUAUUGACAAUCUACCUGAAGGCCUUCAACGCACUGCACGCUCAGAACAUCACCAAGCACAUCCGGGUGCAGAACCUGCUGACAGGGGCCAUCCUGUAUGCAGCGCCUCGGGACACUUUCAUUAAUAAGACAGUGACCCUGAUGGCCAGUGUUACACCCCGAUCCAAUCCUGUGGAGUGCUUGUGGGACUUUGGUGACGGCUCUACUCAAGUUCACACAAACACCACAACUGUGGGUUAUGAGUACAGUCACCCAGGACACUACCUGGUCCAAGUUAACUGCAGUAACCUAGUGAGCUGGAUCUUGGCCCAGGUGGAGGUGAACAUCAGUGUAUUGGAGUGUGAGGAGCCAGAAGUGCAUGUGGUUCAAGCCCCCCGUCUCGCCAUCUGGCGCUACCAGCCCACUCUGGUGGAGGCCAGUGUGGACCUGAAAGGCUGCCUACGCUACGGAGCUCAGUAUCUCUGGCAGAUACUCUCGACACCCUCCUGUGAUAAUGACAAAGACUCCCGUGUUGCCUCUGGGGUGGCGAAUCAGCCCUCUCAGUCUGUGCUCGUCCCAGUAGUUCGCCUGCCGAUGGAGGUGGAUGUGCGGCGGCUGCAGCUGUCGUUACCUAAGAUGACUCUGGCAGCGGGGAACUACACCCUGGUGUUUUCUCUGUCCUAUGAAGGCGUGCCGCUCAGGAAGGCUGCCUGUCUGCACCUCAGUGUCAUGGCUACCAGGCUGAUGCCCAUCAUAGAAGGGGGCACCUACAGGGUAUGGUCGAGGACUCAGGACCUGCAACUCAAUGCAGAGCAGUCCUACGACCCCAACAUGGACCCAGACAGCCAGUCACUGCUCCACUACUACUGGGAGUGUCAAAACACUUCGAAGGGCGCAGAGCACUGCUCCACUCUGAACUUCGGACUGGGCACCAGCGAUCCGGUGUUGGGGAUCUCCGGCUCCGAGCUGGAGGCCGGCGUCAACUACACUUUCAAACUGACCAUCAGUAAAGACGGCAUGCCACCAGAGUCCACCACGCAGACUGUGCUCGUACAGAGUGGCCAUAUUCCCAUGGUGUAUCUGGAGUGCGUCUCCUGUAAGGCCCAGUCCAUCUACGAGGUCAGCCAGAACUCGUAUGUCUACCUCAGAGGAACCUGCACCAACUGCCAGGGCUUUCACCGUGGGCGCUGGAGUGCCAGGACGCUGCAGAACGAGAUUCUGGUCCUGGACUCCUCCUCCACCACCACAGGGAGCGACGGCAUGAACCUGGUGCUGCGGAAGGGUGUCCUACGCCACGAAGAUUCCUACGUCUUCACCUUGCAUGUGACCGAUGGCAGUCUGGAUGGGGACGGCGUCGCCUCCAUCACUCUGCACCACAAUAUGCCCCCUGCUGGCGGGGAGUGUCACCUGAGAGGGGGAGGGGACGCGGGAGUGGAGUACGGGGAUAUCGACGGCGAAGUCUGGAGGUUACGCACGCUGUUGGACAGGGUGCACUUCAACUGCUCAGGUUACAGUGAUUUAGGGGUCUCAGAGACUCCUUUGCUCUACAGUUUGCUGGUGCUGCGCUGCAGAGAAGACCUCUGUGAGGACUUCUGUGUGUACAAAGGCAGCAGCCCAGAGCACUCUGCCUUCCUGCCCCCAGGCUUCAGCUCAGCCCAUAACCGUGUAGCCGUAUCCAUUACAGUGGAGGACCACCAGGGAGCUGCCAUCACUGCCCUCAACAAGUCCAUCGAAGUUGUGCUGCCAGAUCCGCCCCCUGAGUACAACAGCCUUCCCCACUGGCUGUCUGAGCUGACAGACAGCAAACUCAAAAAGCUGCUUGAGCAGGGAGACUCCCAGAGGGUCCGAGAGUUAUCGUUGGCUCUGAUUACAGUCCUGAAUGAGUAUGAACAGACCAGGCGGCCGGUGUCCCGAGAGGAGCGCAGUUACCGAGUCAGAGUCCGCAGCAACAUCACCAGGGCUCUGACCGCUCUAGACCUGACCACUGUUAACGACAUCAAGCAGACCUCCGCUGCUUUGGCUCAGUGCACGGCGGUGAGUCGAGAGUUCAUCUGUGAGGAGUGUCAGAACAGCACUCUGAACAAACUUGAGUCCAUGCUUGAGAUACUGCAAACUGACACCAAGCAGGGCACCGUCACUCCGACUGAGAUAGCUGACAACAUCCUGAACAUCAUGGGUGAUCUGAUCCAUCAGGUCAGCCAGUCAACAUCCCAGUCAUACCUACAGCCUGCCUACUUGGAUUCCCCCUCUCCCCCCUCUGCCUCCUCUUUUGCCUCCUCCGGUGAGGACCAAGUAGGCACCCUGUUUGACCCGUCUCCUUCCUCUCUGGAACCACACCCUCUGCGAGUGGCGGCUAAGGCGUACAGCCUGUCCUCCGUGCUCAUGCUGAUCCUCAUGCACGCCCGGGUGCUCAACGAGGAGCCGCUUGUGCUGAGGGGAGCUGAGAUCGCGGCCACAGGAAAACUGGCGGACCCCCAGAGCCUCCUCUGCUACCAUGGCAACAACAGUCCAGAGUGCCAGCGAUUCUCCAUCCCCAGGGCAUUUAACUACAGUCUUGGCAGAGCUGCUGCAGGAAACAGCAUUAUGCAGCUGCUCUUUCAGGUUGAGUCCAACCCCUUCCCCUUCAACUAAGUGGCAAACUACACCGUCUCUACUGAGGUAGCAUCCAUGGAGUUACGCACUGAAAAUGGCACCCAGAUUCCCAUCUCUGGACUGGACGAUAGUCUCGCCAUCACCGUUGCCGUCAACAAUGGAAGUAGUGGAGCAGAAGCAGGUCCUGAGGGUCCUGGCACUGGAGGGGUCCCCACAGCUGGAGCGAUUAACAUCAGCCACUGUGACUCCGUCAUCGUCAGUGUCAGCACGGGAAACACCAACAGACAGGCAGGGCUGUUUGUGCAGCUCAACUUCACCUCUCUGGAGGAUGCCAAGGAGAAGUAUAAAAGAGAAGGGGACAUGGAGGAGCCAUACAUCACAGCCUACCUUCAUUCACAUGACAAACCCAAUGAGUUCAACUGCACAGACAAGAAACGCAUCACACUCAGUAUGACCACGGGGCAAGAUCUCGAUCACAAGAAAUACACCUUCUUCCUGUCGCCAGAGUCGUACGACACCACUCUGGACUACUUUAUCAACGUGAGCACGCCCUGCAGCCCCAGCUCUCAGCCUGUAGGUGUUCAUCUGGAGGUCGGCGUGUUUGCCUCUCUGUGUCAGUACUUCAGUGAGAGUGAGAAGCAGUGGCGCACAGAUGGCAUGGUGCCCCUGGCAGAAACCAACGCCAGCAGAGCUGUUUGUCGCACCAGACACCUCACAGCCUUUGCUGCAGGCCUGUUUGUACCAGCCAACGCCAUCACCUUUAAAGUGCCAGAGCGUUCUGGUGCACCAAACCUGGUUGUGCUGUUGGUGUGUGUAUUGGGCGUACUGAGCUAUGUUGUGGCAGCAGCCAUUUUGCACAAGUUGGACCAGCUGGAUCUCCGCCGGGCUGGUGUGGUUCCACUGUGUGGCCGAGACGGACUCUUCAAGUAUGAGGUCCAGGUCAAGACUGGCUGGAGCCGAGGGGCAGGCACCACGGCUCAUGUAGGAAUCAGUCUGUACGGACGUGAGAGCCGCAGCGGACAUCGCCAUCUCGACAGCAGAGGAGCUUUCACACGCAACGCUCUCGACAUCUUUCAUAUUGCCACGGAUACCAGCCUGGGCAGUGUCUGGAAAAUACGAAUUUGGCAUGACAACAAGGGUCUGUCCCCGGCAUGGAUGCUGCAGUACGUCUUGGUCAAAGACUUGCAGACAGGGAGCAGCUACUACUUCCUGGUUGAGGAGUGGCUGUCAGUGGACAAUGAGAGGACUGAUGGACGGGUAGAGAUUGAGGUGGAGGCCUCAGAGGAGGCCGUGCUUCGUCAGUUGCCCCGCAGACUGCGAUGUGAGCUGCAGCGGGCGCUUUGUGAGAGUCAUCUGUGGCUAUCGCUGUGGGAGAGACCCCCCCGCAGCCCGUUCACCCGCCUGCAGAGAGCCACGUGCUGCGCUCUGUUACUGCAGCUCUUUAUAUUUGCCAACACACUGUGGUAUGGCAUUGUGGUGAACAAAAGAUACAGCCCACAGCCUGUGUCAAGGUAUUCUUCACUGAAUGGCGAGACAGUGGCAGCAGGCAUGGUGACUUGUCUGAUUGUCUACCCUCUCUACCUGCUUGUCUUCACGCUCUUUAGAAUGAGCCGCAGCAAGUGCGUCUCCGUGGAGCAGGUGCCGCCGCAAGUGGAUCAGGAGUCGGUGGAGAUUGACGACUUCCUGGAUGACUCCAUGGCUGGAAGUUCUUUCCUCUUUUUUAAUGGCGAGACCAACUCAGAAGAAACCAAUGUGGAUUUGCCCACUCCAUCAACCAAAAGUGGGGAAAGUUGGUGCAUGGCAGAGGAGGAGCUGGAGGACAGGGACUGGCCGGAGCUGUUGAGUGAUGUGUCUGUGGUGGGAGGGGCGGGCCACGGGGCAGGGCUGCCCAGGCUGAAGAGGGGUCAGGGGAGCAGGCACCUGGGUGUCGACAUGAACUUUAACCCUGAGGACGAGGAGGGGACUGAACAACGCAACAAAUACUUCACCUCCUCAGACGAGGAUCUGAUCAAACACAUCCUGGCAGAUGGACAGAACUUUUUUCCUCAGGCAGAUGAAAGUGAGAUGGCUGACCUGUCGAGCAUUUUAGGAGAUAAGACUGAAGUGAUUCUCCUCCAGAAGCUGAAUGAGCCUCUCCCUCUGGAAUCUGUGAGAAGAGACCCACCAAAAACUGCUUUCACCUCAAAUACAGUUGUGACAGACGUGUGUCGUCCAAGACGGUUUCCUCCCUGGUGUGGACGUGCAGCCCUGUGGGGCAGCUGGGCAGGGAUCGCUCUGGCCAAUGGCGUUUCGAUAUGGGCUGGCCACGGGUUCAGUGACAACAUGGCCAUGAUGUGGCUCAUCUCCUGUUUUGCCAGUUUCCUGUGUUCCUGCCUGCUGUUGGAGCCAAUCAAGGUGCUGUGUGAGGCAGUUUACUAUGCAUUGUGUGUGCUUCGCCUGCGUCCAGAGGACCAGGAUGUGCUGGUGGAGUUCCCCCGUGUGGAGAGAGUGGUCCAACGGGUCCCCAGGGUGAGACCGCCUCAGGGCUUCGCUCUGUCUCAGGCUCGACACCAGGCCCGCAAAGUCCACAUGCUGCACACCAUGCUGAAGAAUUUCCUGGUUUACAUGUUUUUCCUGUUGGUGGUUUUGCUUCUCAACUACUCGGACUCGGCCAAAGACACACACAGCUUGAGACUGCGCACUCAGCUGCAGCGAGCACUACACACACCUGAGUACCACAACAUCAGCAGUCGAGAUGAUGUUCUGGUGUGGCUGAAUGAGUCGCUGUUGCCACGGCUACUAGAUGACUCUGCCCUCUUGAGGGACACAGGAAGCUUGCUGCUUGGCACGCUGAGGCUCCGUCAGAUCCGUGACCUGAAAGUUGCAGGUGGUUUCAGAGCAGGAGACAGUGUAUGGGGAGAGGGCACAGUUCCAUCUCUGAUCAAAGAUGCUGAGAAUUUCACUGCUUUCGGAGCUAGCGAUACAAACUGGGCGUGGCGUUUGGGCCAGAUGAGUGUGUAUAACAGUGGAGAUGUGGUCCACCAGCUGAACAGAAGCCUGGAGGAGGCCUCUGCCUCGCUACAGCAGCUGCAGCAGCUGCACUGGCUCGACUACAGCACCCGAGCUGUGUUUGUGGAGUUCUCGCUCUACAACAUCAACACAAACCUCCUGGCUGUCUUCUCCUUCCUGUUUGAGUUUCCAGUUUCUGAGCGUGCCCAGUCCAGCCUUGACCUCGUUGUCAUUACUCUGUGGCCAAUCACAGGCCUGGACCUGCAGCUGCUUCUCAUGAUCGUCCUCCUCGUCCUGGUGUUGUAUUUCCUGGUGCGGGGAAUCAUGGGCUUCCUCAGAGAGGGAUAUGUGUACCUGCUGUCAACCUGGAGACUCCUGGGCAUCUGCAAACUGGCUCUGGCAGCCUCAGUGUGCGGGCUGCACCUGAGCCGCUGCACCAUCGCCACACGGCAGUGGGCGUCGUACUUGAAGCACCCACGGGACGCCUUCACUGACUUCUACCCCCUGGCCAGACAGAGUCAGAUGUACACAGCCAUGUCUGCCUUGCUGUUGUUCAUACUGGUGCUCAAGGCGUCCCACCAGUUGCGGUUUCUCAGAGAGUGGGCCGUGUUUGGCAGAGCUCUGCGGCGCUCGGUCUGGGAGUUGCUGGGAGUCGCCCUGGCUUUGCUGCUGUUGGUGUUGGCUUACUCACACACAGGACACCUGCUCUUCCACUCUGUAUUUGACGGCUACAGCAGCGUGAGCUCUGCCUGUCUGUCUUUGUUGGGCGCUGGCGGACGUGGUCUGCUAUCAUGGCGUCCUAGCUGGACUAUAACCGGCCCCUCUAGCUCCGUCUCCGCACUGGUGUUCCAUGCAAGUUUUGCCAUACUUCGGCUGGUGUUGCUAUGGCUGGUCACCUCUGUGUUACUGAGGAACUACCGGCGCGCACGAGCAGAGCUGUACCGUCCAGCUGUGGACCUCCAAGACUACGAGAUGGUUGAGCUGUUUCUCAGACGUCUCAAAAUGUGGAUGGGACUCAGCAGGGCCAAGGAGUUUCGUCAUAAGGUUCGUUUCGAGGGCAUGGAGCUGCCACCAUCCCGUUCAUCCUCCACCAGUGACUGUAAGUCCCUGUGCUUGCCACCGCUGGACGGUCCUGAUUCCCCUCCCACCCCAGACAGCAUUGAUGCGGGCUCCGAGGCCUCAUGGCGCCCAGCCUCCUCCAGCCCCUGCAGCCUGACAGAAGCCCCGGGGAUCGGCCUGGGACUUGGGUUGGGCCUGGGUUUGGGGCUUGGUCCAGGGGUGGUGAUGGGAAGCACCAGCUGGAGGGAGAGAGCAGAGACUGAAGCCUCUCUGAGACGGCUCCUCCCCACCCUGGACGCCCUGCUGCAACAGCUUGACCGCGUCACCAUGGCAACAGAGGAUCUGUACCACAUUGAGUGUCGACUGGAGCGGACGCAGAGGAAAAGGAGGAGUAGAGGGAGGGACAGAGGUAGUGGUGGUGGUCAGGGAGGGAGGAGUGAGGCUGGACAGAGAGGGAAGGGUGAGGACAAGGACUCUGCUGGAUGGAGAGAACGAAAGAGUGGCAAAGAAAAACACAAAGGGAGCAAAAAGGGGAAAAAGACGGAUAAAAAUGAACUUCUAAAGGACUGUGGAAACACUGCUGCUAACCCCAAAAAGACUCCAGCAGCUACACCUGUCCCUUUUCUAAAGCCCAGACCAGCCUCUGCCACCAUACACACACCCGCCCCUCAGUCAUCAGCCAAACCUUCAGUCAAUGCACCGCUACCUACACCAGUCACAGAUAAAUCUGCUUCUGACACCUCAGCAAACGCUCCCCCAUCCCAUGUCCCGCAGCCCAAAACACCCCCUGCACCUCCAUGCACCCCUGCGCCCACCCCUUCCUUGCCAUCCACCCCUGCCUCUACCCCUAGUAGCCGGGACUGGGACCCCCCGACAGAGAGAGACACCCUCCCCUCCUCCAGCCUGUUCAACCACCCCGCUCACACUACCACCAUUCCCACACGCAAGCGGAAACGCAAACCCCCGCCCCUCAAAAACAAGGUGCACCCCAACCUAGACAGGCAUGGCCCAGGACACCCUAAAUCCUGAGGAGUCUGGAUAGACGGACAAACACAAGUGAAAGGUGGAGCAAAGGAAGAGUAAAUGUUGGGUUAAGGACGAGAGGAGGACGGGGGCAGCAGGUUUUGUCCCCGGGUGACCCUCUCUAAACCCAAGGGAAGGAGAGAAGGGAUGGGAAAGUUGUAGGACAGGAAGGAAACAAGAAGAAUCACAAGGAGACAAAUGGUUUAGGGUAGUGACAGCAGAUUUGUAAGCAGUGACCCGUCCUAAUCCCACUUCAGUUCAGAAACAUGGUGCGGGUCACCACAUGCUAACUGAGCUGGUUUAAUCAGCCGAGUAAAGGUCCACAAUGAAACCAAAAAACACUCCUUUUCCUUAUUUCCCCCGGACUAAAACUGACCCGGCGUAACCCUGGAGGUCACGUGGGGUCACUGACAGGAGCACAUGAGCGUGCUCACCUGAGGAUUUAACCAACUGAAAGCAGACAAUGCAAUCAGUCCUUUUGUGUAUCUCAGAAAACUGUGUUGAUUUCUCAGUUAUGUUGUCUGUCUACAUAUUUUAUAUAUAUAUAUAUAUAUAUAUAUAUGUGUAUAUAUAUAUAUAUAUGUAUGUAUAUAUAGUAUAUUUUGGUCACCAUGGGUAUUUGUGGCCUGUUUAAAAACAGUCAUGUUUUAUGAACCCAAAUUUGCAUGCAGGCACACACGGAUAUACGCACAUGCAGGUACACACAUGCAUAGAAAUAACACUGUAGGCUCGGACGUGCUAAUUGUAAAGUGCCGUACACUUCAGCCCACUGAGGUACAAGAGGAAACAAAAUGAAACACACACACACACACACACACACACACUCAAGGUUGCUGGGACCCCAGCAGCCAUUUCUUCAGGGUGCAGAUAUAACCGUCCUCUACAUACUGGAGAUGUGCGGAGAAAUGGAUCAAAAGAUACAAAGAUAAAAGGGAAGCCACGAGUAGCGACAAGAAGGAGGCGUAGCAAGUGGUGGUAACACAGAACAAAGUAGCGCAGGAGUGUUAUUGAGAGGUGGGAGAGAAGAAGAAAAGAAGGUGAUGCUCAGUGGAGACGUUUGGUUGUAGAUAAAAGUUGAGGAAGUUGCCUUCACUUACACAGUACUGAACAUUUACACAAGUUCACCCAUCAUAAAGCUAUACUGACUCCCAGUCUGAUUAUCUUUUCAACAUGUGUUCAAUAUGGUUGUGAUUUAAAAGCACUUUUGUUCUGAUGUAAAUUGUUUUUUUUUUUUUUUGAUGAGUUGUGAUGUAAAAUAAGCUUGGUGUCCAAACCAAUAGAGAAAGCUUCACUCAUACUGUAUCUAAACUAUAAACGUUGCCAAAGCUUAUGUAUGCAUUGUGAGUUGUACCAUGCCAAGUAAUUCAUUCAUUCAUUUGUACUUAGCACUUUAUUUCCUAAUGGAGCUGAUAUCCAACGCCAUAUUUAACGCUCAUGUGUCGUGUUUUCAUUACAUAUCUUUAACACAUUAUAGAAACAUCCUAGUAAGUAUUAUCAAGGUGUCGAAGCCACAGCUAGCAGUUGUAUGUGUACUUUUGUCUGCCCUAGUUUUGAUAACUUUCCUUUUUUAAAAUGUCUUAUUUUGAUAAACAUACAUACUUCCUGUGUCCAGUGGGCAGAUCUCAGGGAACCCACCCUUUUCCUCCCCGAACCUGGAGAGAGAGCCAGGAAAACCAAAACUGGGGGUAAAAUAGGUGUUUUCAGUAAUCUAAGGAAAUGAUAUAUGGAAAUGAUAUAUUUUGUGGUUAAAUCAUGCCAGCCUGUUUUAGACUUCAUCUUCCUUCUUCUGUCAGCCAAAAACUGUUUUCAUGGGUUUUUAAAAGGAUAUGAAAAAUGGUAGACGGGCAUACCAGAGUGCCUCCUUCAGUUAGACCCCACCGUUACACAGCAUUAAAUGUUAACACCCCAUUUGGUUUUAAAUCUCACCUUUUCCUGCCCAUAAAGUCGCAUUAAUAUCUCACGGUUCAGGCUCUUUCAAAAAGGACAGAAAAAGACCCUGCUUCAUCUGCGUGUGUGCAUUUCUGUAUAUAUUGGUGCUUCGUGAUGUAAAUAAUUUUGCUUUUCAUGAUCAGUAUUGUUUAUGUGCUACAGUGGCAUAUGCAUUAGGUCAAGCACUGGUGUUGCAAACCCCAAAGUUUUACAUUUCUCCAAUCUUAACUAAAGCACUACAGCCAAAGCUAUCCAUGUAUUUAAUGUAAAUCUUUGCUCACAAUAUGCCAACCACAAACCGCAGGAAGCUCAGCCAUCGACGCCUCCGCUGGCCGUCCUAUUCCUGCUAUGUGUAGUGUAACAAGAUAGUGCCAAAGCCCACAUUCUUGUCUUGUCUCUUUAUGUUGUACGAUGCAUUUUGUUUUAAAAUGGUGUUACACGUGUCUUUGAAAACAUCUGUCUGUGCUCUUCUUUGUAUCUCAUAUCUGUAAUUUUGCAGCUGUAGCACUUCUCCUGCUUUUGCACUUGACAAAGUCGAAUAAAGAGUUUGACAGCUGAACUGUGCGUGAUUAAAUGGUUUUGGUUAAAGUUA